AUGGUAUCCAUCACAAGUAAUUUGAUUACUUUAGCAGCUAUAUUGGCCUACAUAGAAACAGCUAUUGCUGUUAAGGCAUAUGAUAAAAUUUCUUUCACAAAUGUUGGUUUUGCUGGUACUUAUUUCCCAGUGAAAAAAUUAGAACAUAUUACAGAUGAAAAAAAAUGUACUUGUGAAGUCGCAGAAGCUAAAUGGUUUUCAGGUAUUAAUGCACCAUUAUCUGAAUAUUUAUCUGUUCAUUUCCGUGGUCCAUUAACUUUAAAUAAAUUUGCCUUUUAUUCUUCACCAUCUUUCGUAAUUAACAACAAUAGAACUUCUUCUGAUUGGACUCGUGGUGCUUAUUACGAUGCUGAUAGCAAAUCUACUGAAAACGUCACUUUCUUAACUAAAGCUGGUGAAAAUUCUCCAUGUUUAGGUAAAGCUUUAGCCUAUGCUGGUUCAGAUGGGUUAACAAAGGCUAGUGAAGCUACUGUUUUAGCUAAGAAUGCCUUAAUUUCUUCAGGUAAAGAAUAUACUAUUUAUUCUAAUGUGUCAUGUCCUUCCUCAGGUGUUUCUAAUGGUUGUGGUGUUUACCGUAAGGGUAUUCCAGCUUUCUAUGGGUUCGGUGGUAUUACCAAGAUGUUUUUAUUCGAAUUUGAAAUGCCAACUGAGACUGAAAAAAAUUCUACUUCUAUUGAAUAUUUUGAUAUGCCUGCUAUUUGGUUAUUGAAUGAUCAUAUCGCUAGAACCUCUCAAUAUCCAACUAAUGCUAAUUGUUCAUGUUGGGCUUCUGGUUGUGGUGAAUUCGAUAUUUUUGAAGUUAUGAAUGGUACUGAAAGAAACAACUUAUAUUCUACUUUCCACACUUUCCAAGGUAUUGAAGAUUUAGGUACUGGUAUUCAAAGUUACGGUUAUAUCCCAAGAGACACUAAUGGUGUUAUGAGAGGUGGCGUCAUUUUCGAUUCUAACGGUGAUACCAUCACUUUCUUGUCCAACGAUACUACUUUUGAUUCUACUUAUUCUGCUGGUGAUGUCUCUAAAUUGCUUAGUGAUAUCAGUAAAGAAGAUACUUAUUCUUCUCAAUUGAUGACCAUUUCAAGAACUGCUCCUUCUACCACUUCUAAAAACUUGGCUGUUUCUUUCAAAUUCUUGCCAAGUGGAAUUUGGUAUUAUUUGUUUUCUUGUGCUACUGCUUUGGUUCAAGCUAUAUUUAUUUAA
Henningerozyma blattae CBS 6284 is the source of this 1197-nucleotide messenger RNA. RefSeq names its product PGA52 family protein. Bases 1 to 1197 code for a protein of 398 amino acids. NCBI's taxonomy places the organism in Eukaryota, Fungi, Ascomycota, Saccharomycetes, Saccharomycetales, Saccharomycetaceae. The transcript has a single exon. The record is from RefSeq and is a predicted model, not a curated record. Gene Ontology annotation, cellular component: fungal-type cell wall.